Molecule: messenger RNA, 318 nt
Organism: Pelobates cultripes (western spadefoot toad)
Lineage: Eukaryota; Metazoa; Chordata; Amphibia; Anura; Pelobatidae
Source: the annotation of a GenBank genome assembly
AUGGUAUCUCACCAGCGAAAGCCGAUGACCCACGCUGCUCUGCCGAAUCACCCAGCAGACUCUGAGCUAGGAGCCAGCAUGGAGGCACCAUCUACCAGACACCUACCUGCAAAGGUCCCCCUGAAGAUCCGACCAUUCGGAAGAGCAAGAGUCCGGUACUGCAAACCCCUCUCAACCUGGCCGGGUCAGUGGCGCUGGGAGCCCACGGGCUCAGGAAACAGCCAAGUCUGCACUUCAACGAGCAUGGGCCACAAGGGAAAACUUGGAGGAACAACAAGCUGCCACGGAACACAGCGAGUACCCACCAGUGAUGCCUGA